Cyprinus carpio (common carp) is the source of this 1005-nucleotide messenger RNA. RefSeq lists its product as uncharacterized. The record is from RefSeq and is a predicted model, not a curated record. The transcript is spliced from 9 exons. Gene Ontology annotation, molecular function: protein binding. The coding region runs from base 153 to 773 and encodes 206 amino acids. NCBI's taxonomy places the organism in Eukaryota, Metazoa, Chordata, Actinopteri, Cypriniformes, Cyprinidae.
AUGGUUGCCACCAUUGUGUGCAGACCCUUGAGCUAACUUACGUAGUACUUGCACAGCAACUACAUCCUGGGCUGUGGAAAGAGUAUGGACGUGAUGAUCUCAACGGUGCUCCAAGUCAGAAUUGGUCAAAUAACUGUGGAGUGUUUGUGUUGAUGUACACACUCUAUGUUGUAAUGGGAGGCGUCUUUGAUUUUUCUGAGUCUGACAUGGCUGCAGUAAGGAGAUGGUGGUGCUUGCUCCUGCUAACAAAUUAUCCUGUGAAACCAGAUGCUGAAAGAAAGCUACUCAGAAAAAGGCGCAAAGAAAUGAAAACAGGUAUAACUUUAACUAAAAUAGGAGAAUUGGAAAAGGAAGCAGAAGCUGAUUACAUAAGUAAGAUGCCACCUGAGAUCCUGAGACAUAUCCUCUUGAAUGCGGUCAAAGAAGAUGAAGAUGUGGCCUUCUUCAGACUGUCUCUGACAUGCUGGCUUUUCCAUGAUGUUGUUUGUGACGCAUCAUUCAGAAAAGACGCUCAUUUAGCCUGGCUUGACAGUGUUGUCAACUGGAGUGCAUACUCCAGUGACUACAAGGAGAUGUACCGAGUGCCAUAUAAAGUGACCAGUUGCCUUUGCUGUGGGGACUUAUUUAAAGACUUCCCGCCAGGCUAUAUUGGAGAUGGAAGGAAAGGAAUCCUUCGUGCAUUUUACUCGACCAAAGAGUUUGAAGGUUACUGCUCAGCAGACUGCUUCAUCUGUGACGGCAAUCACUAUAGCCCCAAGGACAACAAUUUAUAAAGUUAAAUAUGAAUUGUCACUUGAGUGACUAUUGCUUGAUCUGACUGCUGUGUUUGUAUAUUGAACUUAAAUUCAGGGUUUGUUUUCUUUUAUUAUUAUUUUUUUAAUAAAUGUACUUGCAUGUCUUGCAGACACUUAACAGCAAAUUAAGAGGAAUCUUAUGUACAGAUCACGGUUGAAAACCAGACAAAAUAUCAUUUUUUAUAUAUAUAUAGCACUUUUGUUUAUUUUG